Molossus molossus (Pallas's mastiff bat) is the source of this 929-nucleotide messenger RNA. RefSeq names its product transmembrane protein 92 (gene TMEM92). Gene Ontology annotation, cellular component: nucleoplasm. Lineage: Eukaryota; Metazoa; Chordata; Mammalia; Chiroptera; Molossidae. The transcript has 5 exons. The record is from RefSeq and is a predicted model, not a curated record. The coding region runs from base 31 to 510 and encodes 159 amino acids.
ACACGGAAGCUCAGUGGCCCCCACGCCAGGAUGUCCGACGCCUGGGUCCUCGGCCUCUUACCCACCUUGCUGCUCGGCCUGCUGGCCGGCCUCCAACAGGCUGCAGCCAGAUGUGGUCCCUUCUUCGCCUGCCCUGAAGGAUUCAGAUGCUGCGGUGACGACUGCUGCCCGGGGCCCGAGCUCUUCUCUGGCCCUUUGAGGAUCUUUGUCAUCAUCUUCCUGAUCAUCGUGCCCAUCCUGUGCAUCUGUGGCCUGGCUAGGCGCUUCUGUCGCAACUGCGAAGAGCAGGAACCGGACCCCCCAGUGGAUCACGUGGGGCCGCCGGAACAGCCCACCACUGCCCCCACAGAGAGGGUCAGGGCGCCCCCCUCUGAGUCCCCACCGCCCUACAGUGAGAUUAUUCUGAAGCCAGUCCUGGGUCUGCCUCCCAUGGAUCCGCCUCCUCCCUACAGCUUUACACCUGAAGAACAUUCUGGGGUCCCCAGGGGCAUUGACAACCCAGCCUUCUGAACCACCUCCUGCCUGGAAUCCUGCCUCAGCCACCGCCUUCCCAUCACCUCCUGGGUUGAGCCAGAGACGCCGGGGACCCCGGAAACGCCCUCGCCCAUCCUGCUGCAUGUCUGGCCUUUGUUGGAUUUAACUUAUUGCUUUUCCUGCCCCUGUUCCACCCCGUCUGUCUGUUCCAGAGGCUGCCAAGAGGAAAAUGUCAGCAGUUGGAGGUGACUGACUGUAGAAUGGGCUACUCUGAGGAGGGGAGGGAGCCCCGUUUCUUGCCUGGACAGCCAGCUCUGAGGUGUGAAGGGCACUGCCGUAUGUGGGAGACCAGAAUGCAUGAGCUCUGAGGCACCUCCAGUUCUAUCCGAACAGAAAAGACCCCAUUCUACCCCACCCUGCCCCCCAACACAUACUCACUAAAUUACCUGAUUGCU